Messenger RNA from Paramisgurnus dabryanus, 195 nucleotides. The record is from RefSeq and is a predicted model, not a curated record. Lineage: Eukaryota; Metazoa; Chordata; Actinopteri; Cypriniformes; Cobitidae.
AUGUAUCAUCCAUCCAUCCAUAAUGUAUCAUCCAUCAUGUAUCAUCCAUCCAUUCAUCAUGUAUCAUCCACCCAUCCAUCAUUAUCAUCCAUCCAUCCAUCCAUCUACCAUCUAAUGUAUCAUCCAUUCAUCCAUCAUGUAUCACCCAACAUGUAUCAUCCAUCACUCCAUAAUGUAUCAUCCAUCCAUACAUAA